AUGGCAUCAGAUCUCCCAUCUCACCAUCGGGUUUUGGUCCUCGAGGCCGUUGGAGCUGGCUUCAAAACCAAAACGGUUCCAAUGCCCUGCCUGGAUGCAGGAAGCGCCAUUGUCCAAGUUCUUUCGGCUGGAGUCCUGUCGUAUCAUCGCGAAAUUUAUAACGGCCAGCGCCAUUAUAGUUUCCCAAACCGAUCGUCGGCGGCAUCAGCGCGAUCGCACGCAUCGCAGCGGUGGGACCUGAUGCGCUUGUUUGUGACGGCAAUCCACGAAGGCAUGAACGACCGGAGUAAGAAGUUGAUUACAAACGUGUGGCGCGAUGGAGUAUUCGCCCAGGACGCCAAGCCACCUCUGGAGAACUGCAUUCCACUUGACGAAACAAAGCUGUGCAGGCAAUUGGGAUACGCCACCAAUGAUCUGAUGUACCUAUACCUCCUGCUUGUUGCGUAUGGAGGGUUCAGGGAUAUCAGGCUGGAGCCCGGUGAAACGGUUGUGGUAAGUCCUGCGACAGGUCGUUUUGGCGGGGCGGGUGUUCAAGUUGCCGUGGCCAUGGGUGCACGAGUGAUAGCAAUGAGACGCAAUGAGAAGGAGUUGGCUAGACUGAGUGCACACAUCAAGAGAGGAAUUCCUCGCGCAUGCAUCGAAAUUGUGAAGUUGACGGGGAAUCUGGAGACCGACACGGUAGCACUUCAGGCCUUUGGCACCAUUGACGCGAGCGCGGUACGGGCGCUGCGGCGAGGUGGGCGAUGCAGUAUUAUGGGAUACGUCGAGGAUGUCAUGGAUUAUAAGGUCAUGGCUCUCAACAUUGCCUCGAAAGGCAAGCUGAUGUACGAGAGAGAGGACGUGGUACUGUUUGUCAAAAUGUUAGAGAGUGGUUUGUUCCCGAGAGGAAAAGACUUUGCGGAUGUCAAGGCGUUCGCUAUGGAAGACUGGAAGGAGGCCCUCGAUAGAGCUGCUGAGCAUAUUGGGAUUGGAAAGGUCGUGGUGAUUGAGCCCUGGUUCUAG
This is a messenger RNA of Cladophialophora bantiana CBS 173.52, 1002 nucleotides long. RefSeq lists its product as uncharacterized. Bases 1 to 1002 code for a protein of 333 amino acids. The record is from RefSeq and is a predicted model, not a curated record. The transcript is spliced from 3 exons. NCBI's taxonomy places the organism in Eukaryota, Fungi, Ascomycota, Eurotiomycetes, Chaetothyriales, Herpotrichiellaceae.